Indicator indicator is the source of this 1104-nucleotide messenger RNA. RefSeq names its product epoxide hydrolase 4 (gene EPHX4). NCBI's taxonomy places the organism in Eukaryota, Metazoa, Chordata, Aves, Piciformes, Indicatoridae. The record is from RefSeq and is a predicted model, not a curated record. The coding region runs from base 1 to 1104 and encodes 367 amino acids. Gene Ontology annotation, molecular function: hydrolase activity. The transcript has 7 exons.
AUGGCGAGACCCGGCGCUGCAUGCCCACCGCCCGGUCGCCGGGUGAUGGUGGCCGCCCGGACGCUGCUCUUUUGGGCGCUGGUGUACAGCUACUGCGGAGUGUGUGUCUGCAUCGCUGGGCUGCGGCUGCUCUGGAGCAUCGGCCGGCGCCCGGGCGAGACCUUCCGCUGGGUAGUUCGGGAGAACCCCCCCGCCUGCCUCAACGAUCCCUCCCUGGGUACCCACUGCUACGUCCGGAUCAAGGAUUCUGGGUUAAGAUUCCACUAUGUGGCAGCUGGAGAAAGGGGUAAACCACUCAUGCUGCUGCUUCAUGGCUUUCCAGAAUUCUGGUAUUCUUGGCGCCAUCAAUUGCGGGAAUUUAAAAGUGAAUAUCGAGUGGUGGCCCUGGAUUUGAGAGGUUAUGGAGAGACAGAUGCUCCUUCUCACAAAGAAAAUUACAAGUUAGACUGCCUGAUAACAGAUAUCAAGGAUAUUUUGGAAUCUCUAGGAUACAACAAGUGUGUGUUGAUUGGCCAUGACUGGGGAGGAAUGAUCGCUUGGUUAGUGGCUAUAUGUUACCCUGAAAUGGUGACCAAGCUGAUUGUGGUUAAUUUCCCUCAUCCUUCUGUGUUUACAGAAUACAUUCUACGACAUCCAUCACAAUUGAUUAAAUCUGGUUACUACUUCUUUUUCCAAAUGCCAUGGUUUCCUGAAUUCAUGUUUACAGUAAAUGAUUUCAAGGUUCUGAGAAGUUUAUUUACCAGCCAGGCCACUGGAAUUGGAAGGAAAGGCUGCAGAUUAACAGCAGAGGAUAUUGAAGCUUAUCUCUAUGUCUUUUCCCAACCCGGAGCAUUAACUGGACCCAUUAACCAUUACAGAAAUAUUUUCAGCUGCCUACCUCUGCAGCACCAUGAAGUUGUCAUGCCAACUCUGCUGUUAUGGGGAGAAGGAGAUGCAUUUAUGGAAGUUGAGAUGGCAGAAAUUACACGAAUUUAUGUUAAAAAUCACUUCAGAUUAACUAUUUUAUCUGAAGCCAGUCAUUGGCUCCAGCAGGAUCAGCCUGACAUAGUGAACAAGUUGAUAUGGACCUUUCUAAAGGAAGAGACAACAAGAAAAAGAGAAUGA